GAGGGGGAGGGAGAAGUGGAGAGGGGAAUCCAACGGUGCAAAACACGUCAACCUCCAUUCCUCAGUCCUCUCUUUUCCUUCUCUGCUCGUUGGUUUUUGAUUUGGGACUUCAAUUCACUCUUCAACCUCGUCCGUCGUCAAAUUCAGGGCUUACCUUUCCCCACGAGCAGAUUCCCGCCUAUUUAUAAACCCGUCUCCCUUUCAAAUGGUACUCCAAUCGCAAUCCCAUUUCCUUGCUACUUCCCCCAGAGCCCUCCCUUUCUCUCACUCCUCCUCCUCCUCGCCUCUCCUCACCAGAAAAAGCUACUUACUCUCGUUUCCUUCCUUCAAAACCCCCCGAAUUUGUCUCCAAACAAAAGCCAUGAUUUCCAACUCUAAACUCUCUAAUCACACCGAUUCUUUAUCACUAAACGACGCCCAACUCGACCGCUUUGCCGAGGUCGGCAACAAGCUUGCUGAUGCCGCCGGCGAAGUGAUUCGCAAGUACUUCCGGAAGAAAUUCGAGAUUCUUGAUAAAGAAGAUUUGAGUCCAGUGACAAUUGCAGACCAAGCAGCUGAGGAAUCUAUGGUUUCGAUUAUAUUGGACAAUUUUCCGUCCCAUGCAAUUUACGGAGAGGAAAACGGCUGGAGAUGUAAAGAGAAUUCUGCAGAUUAUGUUUGGGUUUUAGAUCCAAUAGAUGGCACAAAAAGUUUCAUUACUGGAAAACCGGUCUUUGGUACUCUUAUUGCUUUGCUGCAUAAAAGUAGACCAAUUCUUGGUAUAAUUGAUCAGCCUGUUCUUAGAGAAAGAUGGAUUGGAAUAAGUGGAAGGAAAAGUACAUUGAAUGGACAAGAAGUGGCUACACGGACUUGUACAGAACUGUCACGAGCAUAUUUGUACACCACAAGUCCACAUCUGUUCAGCGGAGAUGCUGAAGAGGCAUUUGCCCGUGUAAAAGAUAAGGUGAAGUUGCCAUUAUAUGGCUGUGACUGCUAUGCUUAUGCCCUCUUGGCCUCUGGUUAUGUAGAUCUUGUCAUUGAGUCUGGUCUUCGGCCAUACGAUUUCCUUGCACUUGUACCUGUUAUAGAGGGUGCUGGUGGUUUUAUAACUGACUGGGAAGGACAGCAGCUUGACUGGAAAGCUUCUUCUAGUUCACGUGCAACAAGCUUUAAUGUAGUGGCAGCUGGAGACAAACAGAUUCACCGACAAGCUUUAGAUGUUCUCCAGUGGCGGUGAAGGAUUUUUUAUGCAUUUUAACUCUUUAACUUCCUUAAAGAUGAUAAAUUUCUCGAGCUCCUCUAUUUGAGUUCUGGCA
Theobroma umbraticum is the source of this 1295-nucleotide messenger RNA. RefSeq names its product inositol monophosphatase family protein (gene IMPL2). Gene Ontology annotation, biological process: L-histidine biosynthetic process. Gene Ontology annotation, molecular function: histidinol-phosphatase activity. The record is from RefSeq and is a predicted model, not a curated record. NCBI's taxonomy places the organism in Eukaryota, Viridiplantae, Streptophyta, Magnoliopsida, Malvales, Malvaceae.